CGGUCCGACGACAACUGCGUUUGAGGUGAUGAACGACUUCUUCAGCUAUAAAUCAGGAGUCUACGAGCCGUCCAAAGAUGCAGAGUUUGUAGGAGGCCAUGCGGUGAAGUUGAUAGGGUGGGGCGUGGAAAAGAAAGUUCCGUACUGGUUGAUUAUGAACUCGUGGAACGAAUACUGGGGCGAUCACGGGCUGGUCAAGAUGAGACGAAAUCAUCCAGGAAUCAAACUGGAGGAAGAAUGUUGGGCUGCAGUGCCCGAUACGAAAAGAGGCCACAGUCACAACCUCGACAAGGAUUACGAAAAUCUGUAAGGUGUACCGUUGGUUUAAGAGGAAGGCAGUGUGCCUUUAUAGGGGCUGAGUUGAUUCUUAUGGUCAAUAAUGGUAUAGAAAGACACCUGGAGAUAUUUUGGCUCUGUUUAUUUUGAAUACUUUGUGGAAAUGCUAAUUACUCACGUUCGCAAUUUUUUUUUUAACAAAUUUAACAACGGCGGAGAUACUCUGAAAAAAAAGUUCGAGAGUAGGAGCCGAGGGUUUGGUGUUCCAUAUUGUCAAACUAUUCGGUUCCUAAAAUCGAACUUAGGAUUCGUCAACCCGAAAAUUCGGUUGAAGAGAUCGAAUUUCUCGAUUGAGCCAAAGUGUUAGAAAAAAAUCAGUCACAUGCUCAUUUCGUUGAUUUUUAUAUUUUACAUGUUCUUUAAUUUGAUUUCUAUUAUAAAAAUGACCAUGCUGCAUUUCA
Molecule: messenger RNA, 737 nt
Organism: Bemisia tabaci
Lineage: Eukaryota; Metazoa; Arthropoda; Insecta; Hemiptera; Aleyrodidae
Source: RefSeq, a predicted model, not a curated record